UGAUGCAUGCUGUAGUUAAGGGGUUAGCUUAUUUGGUUACCUUCUUCCUUCCUUCCUUCCUUCCAUCUUCUCUCACACUCGCACACAGAGAAGCAGAAAGGGUUUUAGGGUUUUACAAUGGAUAGAUACCAAAAAGUAGAAAAACCGAAGCCAGAAUCACCCAUAAAUGAGUACGAGAUUCGAAUCACUUCACAGGGUUUGGUUCGAAACUACAUCAACUAUGCUAAUACUCUUCUUCAGGAGAGGCAUGGGAAAGAGAUUGUCUUGAAAGCAAUGGGUCAGGCAAUUAGCAAAACAGUUGCUAUAGCGGAGAUCAUCAAGAGAAGAAUGCCUAUACUUCAUCAAGACACUGCUAUCAGCUCAGUAAGCAUAACAGAUGUAUGGGAGCCGAUUGAAGAGGGCCUUUUGCCUGUGGAGCAGACCCGCCAUGUUUCAGUGAUCUCAAUCACGUUGUCAACACAAGAGCUGAACAAAAGUUCCCCUGGGUAUCAAGCUCCUUCUGAGGUUGAACAGAUGAAGCCACGGUAUAAUAAUUACCAGCCCCAGCUGCAGCAACAGUCUCCAAGACAAACACGUGGAGUCUAUUAUGCUGGUAAUGAAGAUUCAUAUGGGCGAGGACGAGGUCGUGGUAUAGGGAGGGGACGUGGUUGGAGCAGAGGUGGAUAUGGAAACUAUCAAGAAAAUGGUGAUUACUCAAACUGGGGUCGAGAAAAUGAUGGUUACUCAAACCGCGGUCGAGAAAAUGGUGGUAUCUCAAACCGGGGCCGAGGAAAUGGUGGUUACUCAAACAGGGGCCGAGGAAAUGGUGGUUACUCAAACCGGGGCCGAGGAAAUGGUGGUUACUCAAACUGGGGGGGAGAAAAUGGUGGUUACUCAAACUGGGGCAGUGGAAAUGCUGGUUACUCAAACAGGGGCCGAGCAAAUGGUGGUUACUCAAACAGGGGCGGAGAAAAUGGUGGUUACUCAAACAGGGGCCAAGGAAUUGGUGGUUACUCAAACUGGGGCGGGGAAAAUGGUGGUUACUCAAACAGGAGCAGAGGAAAUGGUGGUUACUCAAACUGGGGCCGAGGUGGGGGCCGCGGUGGAUGGGAAGAUCGUGACUCUGGAUAUGGAGGAGGCAGAGGUUAUGGACGUGGACGCGGACGCGGACGCAUGGACCUCCGUCCUCAAGGUGGUGGCAACCAGGCUUAGUAGGGGAUUGGCACAUUGUGUUUUUGCACAGAUGCCUUGGUUUAGUAGUUAUUGUGUCCAAAGUAGGUCUAAAGAAAGAAAAGCAUGAAAUUGUGGGUUGUUGUUUCAUAUGCAGUGAUUUUAUUGUUUUUCAGCAUCGUGGAAUGUGGAAAAGCUUAUAUCCUCUAUUUGCUUUAAAUGAAGCCAAAGUCAAGUAGCCAAUUUCUCACAAUGGUUGCUUAUUAGUAUUUAUCGUUGCUGUAUAUGUAUAUCUUAAAUUUUUUCCCCUUU
Molecule: messenger RNA, 1461 nt
Organism: Solanum pennellii
Lineage: Eukaryota; Viridiplantae; Streptophyta; Magnoliopsida; Solanales; Solanaceae
Product: translation initiation factor IF-2-like
Exons: 8
Coding region: 118-1191 (357 amino acids)
Molecular function (GO): RNA binding
Source: RefSeq, a predicted model, not a curated record